Molecule: messenger RNA, 987 nt
Organism: Dendronephthya gigantea
Lineage: Eukaryota; Metazoa; Cnidaria; Anthozoa; Malacalcyonacea; Nephtheidae
Exons: 1
Coding region: 1-987 (328 amino acids)
Source: RefSeq, a predicted model, not a curated record
AUGGUGUCCAUGUUUUACCAAGUUCGCGUUGAGCCAAGCGACUGUAGUGCAUUGCGGUUCUUAUGGUGGCCGAAUGGAAAGUUCAAUGAACCAGUCGAAGGGUACGAAAUGCAAGUGCAUCUCUUCGGUGGAAUAUCAUCACCAAGUUGUUCAAAUUUUGCUCUGAAACGAACAGCAGAAGACAACAAGACAGAGUUCGAGCAAACCAUUGCUACCGUCAGUUUCUACGUGGACGACUGCCUCAAAUCAGUGAAAUCCGAUGAGGAAACAGUAAGAAGGGCAAGCCAACUAAGAGAAUUGUUGUCGAGAGGCGGUUUCAAGCUAACCAAGUGGAAUUCGACGUCUCAAGUGCUUCUCAAGUCCCUACCAGAGUCAGAAAGACCUGAGAAAAUCAAGGAUCUCAACUUCGACAAGUUGUCUAUUGAAAGAGUUCUGGGAGUCCAGUGGAGCGUCUCAAGCGACCAAUUUGGGUUCAGCAUUAACGUCAAGGAGCGUCCCCUGACUAGAAGAGGAGUAUUGUCGGUAGUAAGUUGGGUGUUUGAUCUGUUGGGAUUCGCCACUCCAUUCAUUCUUCAAGCAAAACAAAUCCUGCAAGAAUUAUGCCGAAUGAAGCUCGACUGGGACGAAACGAUUCCCGUGAAGCUUCAAGAUCGCUGGUGGUCAUGGCUACCAGAUCUAGAUCUACCAAACUUGGAACAUUUAGGAAACGAUCGUUGCCUCAAAUCUUAUAAUGAAGAAGUUGUGUCAACCCAGCUGCAUCGUUUUGCUGACGCGUCUCAAGAUUGUUACGGAGCGGUCGCCGGCGGGUCGCGGGUCGCGUACCUGAGGAUCAAGAACAACCAAGGUGAAGUGAAGUGUUCGUUUUUCAUGGGAAAUUCUCGCCUCGCGCCGAUCAAGUCAGUUACUACUCUUCGUGUGGAACUUUCUGCAGCAGUCACGGCAGUUAAACAAAAUGUAUCAAGCGGAAUUGAGCCUACCAAUCGAUGA